Messenger RNA from Eutrema salsugineum, 702 nucleotides. RefSeq lists its product as uncharacterized. The transcript is spliced from 8 exons. The record is from RefSeq and is a predicted model, not a curated record. Bases 1 to 702 code for a protein of 233 amino acids. NCBI's taxonomy places the organism in Eukaryota, Viridiplantae, Streptophyta, Magnoliopsida, Brassicales, Brassicaceae.
AUGAUUUUAUUGGAUGAGGAGGGAUCAAGGAUUCAUGCUGUCACCGAUGAAGAAUUGUUCGAAAAACACAAGGGCCUUCUUAUUGAAGGGAAAACUCUUUCUAUUACUUGCUUCUUAUUGAAAGAGACAACCGUUGCAUAUGAGAUUUAUGAUUUUCCAGCAAACGUUGCGGAAAAAUAUUUAACUGUUUUCAAACGUAUCAAGGAGGGCAAGGUCGACAUAAAUCUUCUUUUCGAUGUUAUUGGACAAAUUGUCACGGUGGGGAGUAUUGAAUUUGUUCAAAGUAAAGGCAAUGUUUACCUUAAAUGUACACUAUGGGGAGAAUAUGCAUUGAUGACCGUUGAGUACAUUAAACAACAUAUGGAAUCUGUCGCUGUCAGUCUAAUGCGCUUUGUCUGUAUUCAAGAGUUCAAACGUGUUAUUUCAAUAUCGAACUCUUUCAACUCCACUAAAAUUAUGUUUGAUUCUGACAUUAAGAUCGUCAAAGACUUCAAAGAUAAGUUGCCUAAAAACAACCAAGUAGUUGUUCACACUGAUCAGGGUUAUUCGGAUUUAUCAAUUACUGAGUGGGAUUCUAGAUCACAGGACAUUGGUAAUAAUUCAUUUGGAUCGUCGCAACAUGCAAACAAUCAGCUGAAUAGUCAUGACAUUGGUGAAGAAGAAUGCGAAAAAUCCAUGAGCAACAAGCGUCCUAGGAAGUAA